This is a messenger RNA of Microtus oregoni (creeping vole), 756 nucleotides long. RefSeq names its product tripartite motif-containing protein 43B-like. The record is from RefSeq and is a predicted model, not a curated record. Gene Ontology annotation, molecular function: zinc ion binding. Bases 1 to 756 code for a protein of 251 amino acids. The transcript is spliced from 4 exons. NCBI's taxonomy places the organism in Eukaryota, Metazoa, Chordata, Mammalia, Rodentia, Cricetidae.
AUGGAGUCAGACCUCUCACAAGCCUUCCAGGAAGAGCUCACCUGCUUCAUCUGCAUGAGCUACCUUACAGACCCAGUCACCAUAAGCUGUGGCCACAGCUUCUGUCGAGCCUGCCUCCACCUUUCCUGGGAAGACAGCCAGGUUUCUGUCCAAUGCCCUAUGUGUAGAGAACCAUCCCAGCAGAAGGACUUCAGAACCAAUAUUGUUCUGAAGAAGUUGGUGUCCAUUGCCAGAAAAGCCAGCCUCAUGAAGUACCUGAGCUCUGAGGAACAUAAGUGUGUGACCCACAAGGAGACCAAGGGGAUCUUCUGUAUGGAGAACAGCAUCUACCUCUGUCGACCCUGUUCUGACUCCCAUGAGCACAGAGGUCACAGACACUGUCCCAUUGAAGCAGCUGCUGAGGGUCAAUUGAUCCGCUUGAUUAUAAGAGAAGAAAUGAUAAGGGCAAAGUACAGGAGAUGUUAUCCACUCCCCAGCAAACAGGAAGAAGAAAAUAUUGAGUGUAUGAAAAAAGAAGCCAAUUAUUAUUUAGAGAAACUCAGAAAAAGUGAAGCCAUGAUGGUCCAAAAAAGCAAACAAUUAAGAGAAAUGUAUCGAGAGCUGAUGGCAAUGUCCCACGAGCCGUAUGUGGUACUGCUCCAGGAUUUGGAUGACAUAUUCAGAAGGAGUGAGUCAGUUCAACUGAGCAAGCCCCUGGCUAUGAAACCAGAAAUCUAUGCCCUUGCCCUCAGUGGACUGACUGAAAGGUUCAACUAG